AUGAGGCGAGAAAUACUUCUUUUGUCGCGCGCGGUAUUGAUAACAUUCCUUGUUCUGCUGCCGCUGCAGCCCGCCGUCGCCGUCGAAUGGAAAAAUCAUAAAUGUGACUGCGCAGCCUACACUAGCUGCAGCGACUGCGACCCAGGGCGCUGUUGUAGUAAAGACCGCUACUGCGGAUCUGGAUUGGAUUUCUGCGAGCUUUGUUACUGUGGCGAAAAAACUUGCGAUAAAUGUUACUGCGAGGGAAAUUGCGCUUCCUCAUCUGCCGACGAAAAGCAGCUCCCGGCAAAUCGUACUUAUUACGAAAAUGCCGCGCAUGCUGCUGCUGAUCAUCACCAUCAUGGUGGCGGCGACGACGACAAUAUCAUAGUUGCUACCUACGACGACGACGGCAACGGCCUUAACUGCAAUACAAGGCAAAAUGCAUCAUCAUCAGUGGCUAGCCCUAACCCUAGGCGGGUGAAGAAUCUUGGAAAUGGCAAGCAAGCAACGGUGAGAGUUACCGGUUAUUGUAAACAAUAUCAUGGCAGCAACGCGAGUUUGAUGUUGGAUUACGGUGUUUUCCAGCACCUCGUCGAAACAAGCGGCCGUAGUGAAGAACCACAAUGUGAUCAUCACAUUCCAAUCCGUUACAAGCAUGUGCGCUGCAUCGAUAAUUAA
Molecule: messenger RNA, 660 nt
Organism: Linum tenue
Lineage: Eukaryota; Viridiplantae; Streptophyta; Magnoliopsida; Malpighiales; Linaceae
Source: the annotation of a GenBank genome assembly